Molecule: messenger RNA, 1200 nt
Organism: Nakaseomyces glabratus
Lineage: Eukaryota; Fungi; Ascomycota; Saccharomycetes; Saccharomycetales; Saccharomycetaceae
Gene: MBR1
Product: Mbr1p
Source: RefSeq, a predicted model, not a curated record
AUGGAUGAGUUAGUCUUGCCACUAGGUCGCUCCGCUUCCGUGCUGGAUGUGUUCGAAAGAGCAGUCCAGGACCCUUGCUCCUUGGACAUAGACGAGCAGGAUGAAACUGACAUGCUCGACCGCGACUACCAGGGCUAUGACGCGUACACUGGCGCGCCCGAGCCCGCCGCGGACAACAGCGCGCUGGUGAAGGACAAUAGCUUUGUCGCAUCGAUCUGUCCCAGCACUGGACUGGACCCCUUGCAAGAGGAAGAGGACGCACUGUGCGAGAAGGAGUGUGCCCAGGAGUGUGCCCAGGAGUGUGCUUCGGAUGAGCAAGGGAAGAGGAAGUUGGCGCGGAGGGCCUCCGCUGCGUCAAGCACCUCUUGCUCGUACGUCUCGGACACCUCGUCCUGCCAAUCAGUCAACGACAGGGUGAACGUAUUGAACCUGGAUGAGCCGAACAAAGUGAAAGAGCAAGAGUAUGAGUUCCGCAACCCGUUUAAGGAGAAGAAUGAGCGGCAAUCCGCUGAGGGACAGGACUGCACUGCUAGGCCUCCCAUGACACCAUCUGCUCGCGCUUCUGUGGAGGAGUUCAAGCUGCGGAGGACACAGACAGAACCUGAGUUUCCUAUAAGGCCCUCGGUGCUGUCAAGGCGCAACACUUGCAAUAUGCUGCACCAAAUUAACACCCGCUCGCAAUCAAUACAGGUCGGCAGAUCAAGGGCACCCAGUCUAAGGCGCAUUUCAACUAACGGAAACAGCAUAACCUAUGGUAGGAGCGGUGUGUCCAUACCGAUGCGGAGCAACAGUACCAUACCCGCCAGAAGCAACAGCACUACUUUCAUGAGCAACAAUAUCAUUAGGGAAAGAUCGAACUCUGCCACUCCGGUGGGUGAUUCUCCGUCAAGAACUUAUUCCCGUGGAAGUUUUGGCAUCCCAACACACUUAUAUUCUCUUGAAAAAUACGUAUCUUCGCAACUAGACGCUUUAGCCACCAAGGAGUAUGACAGCGAAGCCGCUAAACAAGUUGAGAACCAGCGCGAAUUGAGAAAUAAGCGGAGUAACACAGUUUCAUACAUUGGUAGCUCGCCUUUCAACAGAACUAGAAGUAAUACAGAAUCGUCCUUCGGAGCAAAUCAAAAUCCUCCCAUAAGAUGUGGGAAUGCUAGGAAAAAAUCUUUCAUCGAGCUUUCCUUAGAGAAUUCCUUUGCUAGUUAA